Molecule: messenger RNA, 927 nt
Organism: Naegleria gruberi
Lineage: Eukaryota; Heterolobosea; Eutetramitea; Acrasida; Naegleriidae
Exons: 2
Coding region: 1-927 (308 amino acids)
Source: RefSeq, a predicted model, not a curated record
AUGUCGCAGAGAUAUUGUGUUCAACAAGCCUUGUUGUUGGUGCUGCUUGCUUGUUGUAGUGUUGUACUUGCUCAAAAAUCGUACACUAUCAAUUCUAUUAAUUCUGUAGUUUAUGUAUCAUCGGGAAGUUGUGAUGUGUCGGUUGUUGAGACUUAUGUUUAUGACUUUUUAGGAUCUUAUUCGACUGUUGCUAGAGCUAUUCCAUAUACUAUUGCUGCAUCAUCUGCAUUUCAAACUAGCUCAUUGAAGGUUGAUGUUUUAACUCCUGGAUAUUCCGUUUCAAAGUAUACUAGUGAUCAACAAGAUGCCAAGUUUAUUGUGGUAAAUAUUAGUCCUUCUACUCCUUCUGGUACCUCUACUAGAAUGAGUAUUCGUUAUUCUUAUUCUCUUACUGGACCUAUUCGUCAAUCAGGUGGAAAUAAUCAAGUCACCUACUAUUACAAGGAAGGAACUGAAAUCAACAACUUGAAUGCCACCUUCACCUUUGAUUCAUCAAUUGAUUUGAAGGGAAGUUUAGUACCAUCUGUUGGAGGUGUUGUAGUUGGAAAUUCUGUCAACUUCCAAAAGAUAUCAAUCUUCUCAAACACUGCCUUCCAACCAUCAGUUUCAUUCAACACAAUUUCUGGUCAGUUCAACAAGUGUAGUGGUCCUUCGUCUUCUGACCUUUUAACUAUUAUAGUUGUUGUGGUUGUCGUUGCUGUGUGUAUUUGCAUUUCCAUCGUUUGUAGUAUUCUUGGUUUCUUUAGAAGAGCUGUUAGUAAUACUUUAGGAUUUACAAGAUGGGGAGGUUCUUCAUCCUAUGGUUAUGUUUCCAAUGAUUAUGGACAUCACCAUCAUCAUUACCAUUCUGGAGGUCAUCAUUCAUACAGUGGUGGUGGAAGUAGUAGUCGUGGUAGUAUGACAGGCACCAGUGGUUUUGCUAAUUAA